GCGCCGCCGCCGCCGCCCUCCUCGCCCUCCUCCGCCCCUUGACCUCUGCCCCGCGAUGAUGCCGAUGAUGGGGGCAUUUGUUGGGCGCUUCUCCUCCGCCCGGCACCGUCCUCGGCCCCGCCCGGGGCGGGGGGCGCCCGCCUCGCCGCCCUCGCCCACCCACCACUGAAGUGACUGGGACAGGGUCGCUCGGCAAGCAGACAGAACGUCACCCGAACGACUCCUAACGGUGGAGUACGAGGAGGAUAAGGAAUCGCGGAGAAACCGGAUUCGGGAAGCUAUUAAAACUCCCCCCCCCCCCCGGCGCGUCUGGGUCACUUGCGGAGCCGGGCCUUCCCGAAACUCUCUGAAAAAAGGACGCGUUCUCCCCGCCGACGAUGGGAGACGGAGGCAGCGGUCCCGAGGCUCCUCCCGACAGAACCUCGGACGGAGACCCGCAGAGCGACUCCUAUCUUUCCGACGAUUUCGAAAACUCGUCGGCCGCGUCCGACCGAUCCUUGCCCCGCACCUGCCCCUCUCUGGGCGGGAAGAAAGAAGGCCAAGGCCAGAGGCGGGCGGCUCCGGGACGAUCCCCCGGCCCUUACGCAGUUGCGAGGAAAAGCACCCGGAGAGGCCCGGCCGACGGGAGAGGGAUCCGCCCGGGUCGCCGGGCCCAGAGCCUCGGCAGGGAGCCCCCGCCCAAAGACGUCGACCUCCUCGCCAGGCGGGUCCUGUCGGCCAGACUGCUGCGAAUCGGUCAGCUGCAGAGCCAAGUGACCGAGCUGCAGGUCAAGCUGGCCGAGCUCCAGAAGGAAAACAGGGCCCUGAAGAGGCUGCAGUACCGACAGGAGAAGGCCCUGAAUAGAUUCGAAGACACGGAGAACGAGAUCUCCCAGCUCCUCGCCCGACACGGCGACGAGGUUAAGGCGCUGAGGGAGCAGCUGAGGAAGUCGCAGGAGAAGGAGAGGGCCACGGAGAGGAGGGUGAGGGAGGCGGACUGCGAGCUGUACCGGACCAGGCGGGCCCUGCGGAAACUGAAGAAGCUCGCCGAGGCCCGGCACCUGCCGGAACGAGACCGACUGGCCACGAAGCUGAGCGCGGCGGAGGCCAGGUUGGAGGACACCGAGAGAAGGAUCAAGGAGAUGGCCAAGAAUCUAGAGCUGAGCAAUAGCAGUUUCCAGCGACAGUUACACUCCGAAAAGAAAAAGACCCAGUCGGCUCAAGAGGAGAACGAAGCCCUCAAACUGGAGCUCCAGCGGCUAAAUCAAAAACUAAAGGAGAAAGAGCGGGAACUGGACGUUAAAAAUAUCUACUCCAACCGACUGGCGAAAGCAUCUCCCAGGAAGGACCACGACCUCUCCCCAAGGAAAAGAGCCGGGAGCCAGGAUGCCCUGAAAGAAGAGCUGGCGGAAGGAGAACAGGUGACCAGAGGAGUGCAGACCGGUGACUCCUCCUCCCCGGGAGAGUCUCCCGCCCGCCCGGCUCUCUCGUCUGUGGACGUCAGAGGACGGGGCAACCACGAACCGUCGGGCGGAGUGAACAAAUCACGGCAGGAACGGGAAAAGCUGCCGAAGGGAGACGCGGAGACCCCGAGACAGAGCUUAAAACCGGAAGAGAAGUGUACGGGAGAUCAAGACUUGCAAGCCGGGAAGCAGAAAGCCGAGACGUCGCACGACGAUUCCGGACGAGAAGAGCCCGUUAGGAGACGGAAAGCCCAUCUCCCCUUCGCCGAGAGAGAAGCGAGGUCCCGGGCGGACCCCGAAACGGACCCGUCGGAACGGGGGAGGCAGCCCGUGGAGAACCCGGAAGAGAAGCAAAAGGAGCUGCUGCUUGCCAAGCUGAAGGAGAUCGACAGGGAGAUUCGGAAUCCCCUGAGUUUCGAGCGCUCCCCGCCGCCCGCCGAGUCUCGGUCGGGCUCUCCGGAGAAGCAUGGGAAGGCCCCCGGGCUCUCCCGGUCCCCCGGAGGGCCACCCGACGGGCCCCUCCUCCUCCGGGACGGCGGCCAGGGGCCGAGAAGCCUGCGGGGCUCGGACCCCGACGGCCACCUGACCUUCGGGGGCUACGUCCCCUCUUUCGGGAGGACCCCGGGACGGUCCGGCCCAUCCAGCCCCCGCGUCGGCUUCCCGGACCCGGAGAGCAGCGGAGCGGCGAGAAGCCGCCCCGGGGACGCCGACCGGAGCUCGAGGGAGGAGAGGAAGUGGAACCUGAUGGAGCGGCUCUUCGGGCCCGGGGUUCAGAGGCCCGGCGACUCCCAGGCCGCGGCCGCCAGAGGAGGGGAUUUCGAGCCGCCCCCCGGCCCCGCCCGGGAGAAGGGCAGCCGGGACGAGGAGGAGGACGACGGCCCUUCCCUCGGAGGAGGGCGGAGUCUUCAUCCCAGCCGGCGCCGUUGGAAACCUCCCGACGGCCGACCGUCGGGAAAGGCGGCGGGUUCCUCGGGAGAGGAGAUUGAGGAGAUCGCCCCGAGAUAGGCGGCCCCCGGCUCGGCGCCGUCGGCCUCGCCCGAUUCGCCGUUUCUCCAAGACGUCGACCGCUUUCGGGUUUACGGAAGAAAGAAGCCGACGGCGGGAAGGAGCGACGUCGGAGGGGUCGGGACGGCGGGGCCGGAGAGGAUGAACCCCCCCCCCCCCGGCCCGGAGGUCAGAGGCGGAGCGGAAAGCCGCAGCCCGAACGCGGCAUCGACCGGAGACGGGGGCUCGGGGGGAGGUUUCCCGCUCAGAGCGGGGUCGCUUAUCAACAGAUUCGCCCUCGACGGAGGGAAGAAGCGAGCAGGAGAGAUGCGCUUUCGUUUCAGAAAGCCAGUUCUAGGGCUUUUCCGUCCACCGUCCCCGGGGAUGGUGAGUCGUGGGGACCCGAAGGGCUCAGGGGCCAUUGGAGUUAAGUUUCUUUCUGGCACCCGGAAUUUGGAGGAGGAGGAGGAACGGAGGGGAGAGGACGCAGACGGAACCUGAAUUCCCUGACUCUAGGGAGCUCCGAACCCUUGGGUCGGCUUGCUCUGUCUCCCUUUUUCUCUCUUUCCCCACAUCUGCGAACCUUUUCCCCGCUGUUUCCCAGCGGGGAACCGUCAAGCCAAGCCAGAGGUUGGUCGACUCCCCUCGGACCCUCUCUGGGUGUUGGCUGUUCCCCGGGGAUGACUCCGACGGAUCCUCAGCCGGCCUUUCGAUCUUAAAAACCUCGCCUGUGGGGACAGAUGCCUCGUUAAAACGACCCUGUUGGAAUGAAACCCUCCGGUCAUGGAGAGAAAACGCCUUCUCACCGUGGAAUUUCCAGAAACGGCCCGGUCGCCCGGGGCGGGCGGCACGGAGCCGGAUCCUAGGAGAAGCGGCCUGCCCGUGGAGCCGGGAAGCGAACCUCGCGGACGCUCGGUUUUCCGUUCCCCUCUGCCCUAACGGGAACGCCGGUCUCCGACUAGACCCCGACCGAAGGAGCGGCUCGAAAUCGGCCCAGUUCCUCCCCGGCUCCCGCCCGAGCCCAUCGUCCGCGACGGCGGACACGUCGCUACCCGGUCCGGGAAGAUGUGCCCGGCGAGAUGGGUUCCGGUGGCGAAAUCUUGCCGGACGAAAGCCUCGGCUUUUUUUUUUUUUUUUUCCCCCUUUUUCUGGUGGGGGAGAGGGGACGGUUGCCGGGUAGGAGGGCGACCCUCCGGGGAAACGGUCUGUUUACGACUUCCGGCUCCUCCCCGGCCUUAAAAUGUAGCCGGACCCGCCGGCGAGAAUAUAAUCCCCGUGGUGGGGACUCGCCCGUGAGUCAGCCUCAGACGGAGAACCACCGAGGCUCUGCAGACCUCGGUCCCGGGGCCUUUUUAACGUCAUUUAUACUCGGUAUCGGGUCUCUACAUCGGACCUCCGCGCCUCACGUCUUCCAAGGGUGAGAAAUCGACCCCUGGAAAUACAGAAGGCGGUGUGAGGGUUUAAACGGAGCGCGUUCAGAGGCUUCCCUGCCCAGAGCGAAGCGGGUCUCCUCUCCCGGGUUCUGUUGGCUCAGUUCACUCCCGGGCCGUUGGGCCGAGAGACUCGCUCCGAAUCGGUCCUUUGAGUAAAAGAAGGCGGGCAGCUUUUAUUAGCCCAGGACGGACGGCGUCCGCGGGGGUGACUUUUCAGUCGCGCCACGUGAUCUCGGGGCGGGAGGAGGUCUGGGGGGGCCCGGAGGAUUGAACGCGGGACACGUACGCAGUUCGCCCGGGCCUCCGGUGGAGAUUUCUAACGACUCUACGCCCGGGAGUCGCGUCGCGCCGCCACUCGAAAAGAUGUCCGUCGUUCGAGGGGGUAGCGGAAAGAUAUCCUUCCGGCGCGGUGUACCGCGCUCGGAUUCCGAGUACACGGGCUCGCUCUCUUAUCGAAAGUCCCUGUCCCGAGUAAACGUUUAAUACAUCGCAAAGAAUCCCUUUUUAAUGUUCGUGAAGGGAGAAAUCCGCCCCCCCCCCCCCCACUUUAUUAUCGUAAUGUCCUGGCGUAUGACGAUCCCAAUCACGUUUAUUAUUGGAAUAUUAUUAUUCCAAUUGCACUUAGGAGGGAAUUUUCAAUUUGGGGUACAGCCGUCGGUUUUUCCGCCACAGGUGUUCUAACGCUAAGAAUGUUUCAUUUUCAAA
This is a messenger RNA of Ornithorhynchus anatinus (platypus), 4564 nucleotides long. It is a transcript of the gene LCA5, whose product is annotated as lebercilin LCA5. The transcript is spliced from 8 exons. The record is from RefSeq and is a predicted model, not a curated record. Gene Ontology annotation, biological process: intraciliary transport. The coding region runs from base 378 to 2447 and encodes 689 amino acids. NCBI's taxonomy places the organism in Eukaryota, Metazoa, Chordata, Mammalia, Monotremata, Ornithorhynchidae. Gene Ontology annotation, cellular component: axoneme.